Messenger RNA from Patella vulgata (common limpet), 4987 nucleotides. RefSeq names its product DNA replication licensing factor mcm2. Gene Ontology annotation, biological process: DNA replication; double-strand break repair via break-induced replication; mitotic DNA replication initiation. NCBI's taxonomy places the organism in Eukaryota, Metazoa, Mollusca, Gastropoda, Patellidae. The record is from RefSeq and is a predicted model, not a curated record. Gene Ontology annotation, molecular function: single-stranded DNA helicase activity; ATP binding; 3'-5' DNA helicase activity. Gene Ontology annotation, cellular component: MCM complex; nucleus. The transcript is spliced from 18 exons. The coding region runs from base 82 to 2739 and encodes 885 amino acids.
CUUUGACCCAUUAUUUCCCGCGGUAUUCGAGCACAUUGUGGUUAUUGAAGAACAUAAAGUUGUAGAGAAAGUGAACUUACGAUGGCUGACACAAGUUCUGAUCCCUUUUCUACAGCAACAAGUCCAGCAAGACCUACUAGAAGUCGAAGAAGCAGUCGAGGUGAUCCAACAUCCAGUCCUGGGCGUGAUUUACCCCCGUUUGAAGAUGAAUCAGAAUUAAAUGGUGGAGGUCCUGUUGAAGAGGAGGAAGAUGGAGAAGAAUUAUUUGGAGAUAAUCUGGAACAGGAUUAUCGAGCUAUUCCAGCGCUGGACAGAUUCGAUGAACGUGAUCUGGAUGAGGAGGAUUAUUCUGAUAUCUCUGAAAGUCAAAGACAAGCAGCUGAACGGGAUAUAAGAGUGAGAGAAAAGGAAGAAGGCAUUGUGUCUGGUCGAAUGAGAAGAGGAUUGAUGUAUGAAGAUUCAGAUGAUGAUGAAGACCGACCCGCUAGAAAACGUAGAAUAGCUGAACGAGCAGCAGAAGGUGAUAUUGACGAUGAAGAUAUGAUUGAAAGUAUUGAGAAUUUAGAAGAUAUGAAAGGUCAUUCUGUUCGAGAAUGGGUGUCCAUGUUGGGACCUAAGACUGAGAUUAAAAAUCGGUUUAAAAAUUUCUUAAGAACCUUCGUAGACUCAAAGGGACAUAAUGUAUACAGAGAGAAGAUUCGACAGAUGGUUGAAGCUAAUAAAGAGAGUUUAGUUAUAGAUUAUAAUAUGUUAGCAUCUGUAGAACAAGUACUGGCUUAUUUCUUACCUGAAGCACCAACAGAAAUGUUGUUAAACUUUGAUGAAGCUGGUAAAGAAGUAGUAUUAAGUAUGUAUCCGAACUAUGAGAGAAUUGCCAAGGAGAUUCAUGUAAGAAUAGCUGAACUUCCUCUUAUUGAAGAUCUACGAUCUCUAAGACAGUUACAUUUAAAUCAGUUAAUAAGAACAAGUGGUGUAGUAACCAGUUGUACUGGUGUAUUACCACAACUUAGUAUAAUUAAAUAUGAUUGUAAUAAAUGUGGUUUUAUACUCGGACCAUUUUAUCAAAAUCAGAAUCAAGAAGUUAAACCAGGUAGCUGUCCGGAAUGUCAGUCUACUGGACCGUUUGAAAUUAACAUGGAACAGACUAUAUACAAAAACUAUCAAAGAAUUACAAUGCAAGAAAGUCCUGGGAAAGUUCCUGCAGGUCGACUGCCAAGAUCUAAAGAUGCUAUAGUAUUAGAUGACCUAGUUGAUAUGUGUAAACCAGGAGAUGAAAUAGAAUUGACAGGUGUAUAUCACAAUAAUUAUGAUGGGUCAUUAAAUAUGGCCAAUGGUUUUCCUGUAUUUGCUACAGUUAUACAAGCUAACUAUAUAACUAAAAAAGAUGAUAAGUUAGCAGCUGCUAGUUUAACAGAUGAAGAUAUUAAAGCUAUUGUACAAUUAUCUAAAGAUGAAAGAAUUGGAGAAAGGAUUUUUGCUAGUAUUGCCCCUUCUAUAUAUGGACAUGAAGACAUUAAGAAAUCCAUAGCUCUUGCCAUGUUUGGUGGUGAACCUAAAAAUCCUGGUGGAAAACAUAAAGUGAGAGGGGACAUUAAUAUACUAUGUUGUGGUGAUCCGGGUACAGCUAAAUCGCAGUUCUUAAAAUACGUAGAGAAGACAGCAUCUCGAGUUGUAUAUGCAACAGGUCAAGGUGCUUCAGCUGUGGGUUUAACAGCUUACGUUCAGCGGAACCCUGUAUCGAAAGAAUGGACUUUAGAAGCUGGUGCCUUGGUGUUAGCUGAUAAAGGAAUAUGUCUAAUUGAUGAGUUUGAUAAGAUGAAUGAUGCUGAUCGUACUAGUAUACAUGAAGCUAUGGAACAGCAGAGUAUAUCAAUAUCAAAAGCUGGUAUAGUUACCUCCCUUCAAGCUCGAUGUACUAUUAUAGCUGCUGCUAAUCCUAUUGGUGGUAGAUACGAUCCUUCUCUAACUUUCUCAGAAAACGUUGAUUUAACUGAACCUAUUUUAUCUAGGUUUGAUAUAUUAUGUGUUGUACGAGAUACUGUUGAUCCUGUUCAGGAUGAGAGAUUAGCAGAAUUUGUUGUAUCUAGUCAUAUGAAACAUCAUCCCAAUGCAUCGGAUUUGCCUGAUGAAGAUUGUAUUACUGUAAAUACUACUGGAGCUGAAGCCAUUCCACAAGAUCUGUUAAAAAAAUAUGUUAUUUAUGCUAAAGAAAAAGUUCAUCCUAAAUUACAUCAGAUGGAUCAAGAUAAAAUAGCUAAGAUGUAUGCUGAUCUGAGACGAGAAUCCAUGGCUACAGGUAGUAUACCUAUCACAGUACGUCAUAUAGAAUCUAUGAUACGUAUGGCUGAAGCACAUGCAAGAAUGCAUCUACGAGAUUAUGUUAAUGAUGAUGAUGUUAAUAUGGCUAUUAGAAUUAUGCUAGAGAGUUUUAUCAGUACACAGAAAUUUAGUGUGAUGAGAAGUAUGAGAAAGACAUUUGGUCGCUAUCUAUCUUUCCGAAAAGACAACAACGAACUGUUACUGUUUAUAUUAAAACAAUUGGCACAAGAUCAAAUGACCUUCCAGAAGAAUCGAUUUGGUUUAGAACAAGACACCAUAGAAAUCUCUGAGAAAGAUUUAGCAGACAAGGCACGACAAAUCAACAUCCAUAACUUAACGUCUUUCUACGACAGUGAUGUCUUCCGUUCCAACCAUUUUUCUCAUGAUACCAAGAAAAAAAUCAUUAUUCAGUCAUUCUAGACAUCUGCAGAGUAUUCGUCACUUUUCAAUCAGAUUGGAAAAUCUAUACAUGAAAAAUCAAAUUUGUAAAUAUGUAAUUAUAAUCAUUUGUAAAUAAACACAGUAUUGACAAAUUGGACAUUUUUAUGAAAUUUCAAAGCACUUCAGAUCUUCCUGUACAAGUUGCUAUUCAUCUAAAAUAGACAGUGAUCAGAUCUUCCAUAAAAAUUCCAAUUGUCUUGUAUCAUACACCGAUCACCAUCCUAUCACCACAUUUGCAAUUUAAAAUCAAAAAUACAAAAAAAUAUUUUUAAAAAUCUUUGGCAUAAAUGUUUGCUUUAGAAUAAAUUAAGGUGUUAGAUAUGUUUCGUAUUUUAGAAAUAAUGUAAGGUAAAAAUUUCCAGGAAUUUUUCUCUCCAAUGGCUCUGUAAAAGUGCAGCUCAACAAUAGUGCAUAAAACAAAGAUUAAUAUAUUAUAGUGUAGUUUGUAGAAUGGGAAAUAUCUAGAUUAUUGAAACAUUAUGGGAUGAUAACUCUUAUUUUAUAAUAAUUUAAGUAUAUUGGAAAUAUUCUGAAUGACGGAACUAAGUACAUAUUUUAAAUUUUUUGAAAAAAAAGUUUAUGACCUCAUUUAUUUCUUUCCAUUUAGAUAAUUCUUCCCCAUUAGCUCAUCAACAGUGCGACUCUAUAAUAGUGCAUAUAGUUCCUCGGAGCUCCUAGUUAUAGUGCUGUGAAGCUGGAUAUCUACAUGUACUAGAUGUCCACUUCCCCAUUGGCUCGAUUACAGUGCAGCUCAAUAAUAGUGCAUAAAAAUUUAAUGAUUAGAUAUAUUCAUUUCCUCAUAAGCUCGUUGACAGUGCCACUCUACAACAGUGCAUCAAGUAAGAUAUCUUGAUUCAAAGAUAAUCUUGCCCCUAUAGGCUCUGUUAGUGCCACAAAGAAUACCAUAGGUCUAAAUGGAUAGAGCUGUACUAUGGUUAAUAUAAUGCUAUGUACUUUUACAAUCCAAAGUAUAGCUCUUUACAUAUUUGACCCAAAAUUAGGAAUAGUUAAUAUUUGAAUUGCAUUUUGUAUAUAUUGCAUCUAUUCAUUGAAUUGUAUUUUAAUUUGUAUAUAUGUUGUAUAUAUGUUUCAUUGUAUAACUUCACCACCACGGCACCAAUUAUUAUGUUUUGUAAUUGUAUAUAAAUGUAAAUAUAUUGUUUGGUUUAAUUCAAGAUAACUUACUGAUAUCAUGUAUAAUACCAUAUGACUGUAAAUAAUAUCAGUGUUAUUAAUACCCUUUGUUCGUUAGGGAUAUGUAUUGCCAUGUACUGCCAUUUGGUCAGACUACAUUCAUUUUGGGCCUGGUAAGUGUCCAGUCGUUCUGAUAGGUGAAAAGCUGAGGUUCAUGUACGCAUUAUUGUGCACGUAAAAGAACCCCUAACAAAUUCAGUUUCUGUGGGGGCAAAAUUUCCCCCAUAGCACACUGUAUGGUGUUUGCCCAUAUUCAUUAGCCCAAAUGGUGCAAAAAAGAAUGUCAAACCAUGUUUUAUUUGACAGGCAUUCUCCACAAGUUAUUAUUACUGAAAGACAUUGUAUCACACGUCUUUAGCUUUUUUUAUUAAAGCAAUAAGUACAUCUGAUACAAGUUUUGAAGAACAUAGCUUUUCACCAAUCAAUAUGAAUAAACUUACUUUUGGGGAGAAAAGCUGAAACAUUCAGUUGUGUGAUACCUGUCUUUUAGUAUAUUUACAGCAGUAAGAUUAAUCCGAAUUUGUGGAGAAUGAAUGUGAUAAUCAUAGACAACAAAUUACGUGGACUUGGAUUGUCAUUCAGGCAUCUAAUGGUAUUUAUAAUAAACUGCUGGUAGUGAUUUGAACUAAAGUCACCUUUCAUCUGUAUCACGAUUUUGUAUACUUUCAUUGCAUUUAGCUAUAGUUAAUACAUUACCAAUCAAAUGAUUCUCUUUAUUGCCAAUUGAAUGUUGUAAUUUCUAAUACUGAAGCCACAUUUCGGCAACCAUUUCACUUAAAACCAAGUAUCCGGUUAAAGGUUAAAAUUUGUAUUACCUAUAUAGUUAUUUCUGGUUCUGUCUAUUAUGUAAAUUUGUUUUAUUAUAUGUAAAUUGAUUAUACUGGGAGGGAAUUGUCUAUAUAGUAUACUAUAUGUAUAUAUUUAUAUAUCAUAGUUUUAUCAACUAUCAUUUAUUCAAAAUUCACAAUAAUAUCUUCAUUAGAUUAUUAACAGUAAAUAAACUAUUACAUCAUCAAUUAAUUCUUAGUAUAUU